GAUCGUGACGUGGUGGCCUUCGAGCGAUCGGGACGAUCGAUCGACCGGACAAUCUGGUCUCUUCUUGCGAGAUCCGAAAAUGACAACAAGUUGGCCGAUGGUGAUGGAACGUUUCGUACGAGGCGUGUGUCCGCCGUCGUUGCGAGGAUGACGAGGACGUGGACGGUAUGCGGCUUCACGGGGCUCCUCGUCCUCGUACCCGUUACCGUCUGCGCGACGAUCACCUACGUCAACGGCAACGAGGAUUCGUCUUUGCGAUGCAACGAUCGCAGUAACGCUAAUCACAGCAAUAAAACCUUCUCGCAGUGUAAAUACGACGUCGACUGUAUUCCAAAUGCCUUUUGUCGAAAUCAGCAGACCUGCUCAUGCAAGGACAAUCACAUCGAGUUCAGGAUUAACAAUAACUACAAAUGUCUGAGAGUGGCCAGUCACAUCGGCGAUCCCUGUGAAGAGGACAUCCAGUGUGAGUUCACAUUUACACCACAAUCGGAAUGUCGAGAAGGCACUUGUCAAUGCGCCCACGAUUCUCACUUCACGGACGGGAGGUGUUACGAGUCUAUCGGUUUGGGAAAACGUUGUCGCUCAAACCGCAAUUGUCACAUCAAGAAUACUUUUUGCGAAUACGGUUUCUGCUCUUGCGGUUUGCAUCAUCAUGCGAAUCCUGACAAUACCAGCUGUUUACUGAGUGCUAAGUUGGGCGAGCACUGCAACAGCGAUGACGAAUGCUUUGUGCAGAAUUCGAAGUGUGUGCACAACAGAUGCGAUUGCGAAAUGGAUUAUGUGCUGGCCAAGGGCGAUCAGCGGUGUUUGAAAGCCGCUUCCUGGAUUGGUGAGCAGUGCGAGCAGCAAUCUCAGUGCCAACUGUUCUUGAAGCAUAGCCAAUGCGGCGUGAACAAGACGUGUGACUGCGUCGCUGGUUCCCAUAGACGCGGUCAUCGAUGUUUCGUCGACGUAGAACUUGGCGGGCGUUGUGAAACUCACCAUCACUGCAUCACGACAACUUUGAAAGAUUCCAAUUCGACUUUGAAAUCAAAAGUGGAUUGUAUUAACGGCUUCUGCACUUGUACCGAAGGCUAUACAUUGAUGGAGGAGCUGCAGGAUUGUGUUCAAUUUAGUGAUAAUGGUGCAACGAGAUGUCAAAUAUAUAAAAUACUUUCGAUCAUCGUUAUUGUAAGAUUUCUUGUGCAUUAAAGAUGAUGGAUAACAAUAUUUCAUAUUUAGCAU
Molecule: messenger RNA, 1224 nt
Organism: Mycetomoellerius zeteki
Lineage: Eukaryota; Metazoa; Arthropoda; Insecta; Hymenoptera; Formicidae
Product: tenascin
Exons: 8
Coding region: 148-1191 (347 amino acids)
Source: RefSeq, a predicted model, not a curated record